AUGGCUAAAAUUAAGGAUUUAAAACCUGCAACUUAUGAGUGGUUGGAGAAAAUUCCUUAUCACCUAUGGUCUAGGCAUGCUUUCCCCAAAGAUUUGAAGAGUGAUCACAUCACAAACAACAUUGCUGAAUCUUUUAAUCAUUGGGUAGGAGAUCUAAGGGGUAAGAAUGUGUUAACAUUGCUGGACAAUAUUCGAUCUAAAUUGAUGACUAGGCUGCUAAAAAGAUUUGAAAAAGGCUGUCUUUUUAAGAAUAAUGUGGUUCCAAAUGUGAAAAACAGACUUAAUGUACUUGCUAAUGAAUGUAGAAAGUGCACUAUACUAAUUGCAAGUGGUAACGAAUUCCAAGUGAAGGAUUGUAAUGUUUCUUACAUUGUGAACAUCAAUAAGAGAACAUGUGAUUGCAAGGUAUGGAGCUUGUCUGGAAUACCAUGCAAGCAUGCAACAAGUGUUCUUAUUAACAAGAGAGCAGAUUUGGAAAGUUAUUGUGCUUUUAGCAACAUAAAAGAAUUUUACAUAAAAGCAUACAAAGAAGUCAUUCAUCCAAUCCCAGAUGUAAAGUUUUGGCCACCUAUUGAAGUGAAUCCUUCAAAAGUACUAACACCAGUACUUAGAAGAAAAGCUGGCAGCACAAGAAAGGCACGGAGAAGGGAGCAAGAAGAAGCACCAACUAUAGGCCAAGGAAAAAGAUCAUCCACGCUGAAGUGUAGUUUGUGUGGCGACCCCACUUUCCCCUAA
Coffea eugenioides is the source of this 735-nucleotide messenger RNA. RefSeq lists its product as uncharacterized. The transcript has a single exon. Bases 1 to 735 code for a protein of 244 amino acids. The record is from RefSeq and is a predicted model, not a curated record. Gene Ontology annotation, molecular function: zinc ion binding. Lineage: Eukaryota; Viridiplantae; Streptophyta; Magnoliopsida; Gentianales; Rubiaceae.